AUGACUGGAAUGGGGACACCCAGAGAUGUUAAUUAUCGACCUAUGGGGACUGGAGGAGCUGGAGAUGUUCCUGAAGAGAAGGCUAGAUUGACUGAUGGAAUUGUACCUUUACAAUCUGGAACAAAUAAAUUAGCAUCACAAGCUGGAAUGACUGGAAUUGGAAUGCCUAGAAUUAUUGAUGUUCGUAAAACUGUUGAUCAAGAUAGAGAAAGUCAAGGAUUUAUACAUUUACAAAUGGGAACAAAUAAAUUUGCUAAUCAAUCUGGAAUGACUGGUUUUGGUAUGCCUCGACGUGAAAUAACAAAGUAUAAAGAUGAAAUUCGUGGUGAAAUGCCUCAUGAUGAAUCUACAAUUUCACGCCAAACAUCUGGAUGGAAAGAUGGUGCUAGCCAGCAAGGAAUGACUGGAUUUGGGGCUUUCCGAAAUAAUACUUUAAAUCAAUUACAAAAUCAAGACCAAAGAUCGCAAGGAAUGAUUCCAUACCAAAUGGGUGUCAAUUUCCUGGACUCCCAAGCAGGCAAAACUGCUUUUGGAAUGCCUCGCCGAACAUAUACACCUUAUGUUGAUGAUUCACACGAGGAUUUGCCUGCUGAUAUUUCUAGAAGGCCUGAAGUGCCUUUUUGGUCGGGACAAGAAACCGAUUUUGCAAAUCAGCAAGGAAUGCUUGCUUUUGGAACUCCCCGAGAUGUUCGUGGAGAAUAUGUUAGACGUAUGUGGUGA
Meloidogyne enterolobii is the source of this 720-nucleotide messenger RNA. The record is from the annotation of a GenBank genome assembly. NCBI's taxonomy places the organism in Eukaryota, Metazoa, Nematoda, Chromadorea, Rhabditida, Meloidogynidae.